AUGGGUGCAUCUUGUUGCGGGUCUAAGGCUGAGCGUGUUAGUGCUGGCGUGGAGGACCAUGGCCAUCAGCAUACUGAUCAUGGAAGCGACUCUGCUACGGUUGAGCACGAUAAACCCCAUGACAGUCACCACGGGCAUGCGCAUGCCAACACUGAUGAACACGGCCCCGAACAUGGACAUGGAGGAUGCUGCGACGGUCACUCCGAUGCUUCUAGUAUUACCUCCCAGGCCUCAACUUGCUGUGGCAGCGAGGAACACUGCAGUGAGAAAUGUAUCUAUGCCAUUGCCGCCAUCGAGUGCAAGAAAGCUUGUGACGACGAUCCAGACCACGAAGGUACAGGCUCACAGGACCAGCCCCACGAACACGACAAUGGGCUUCACAAAGCCGACACAGCCUGCGGUACCCAUCUCGAAGCUGCAUUCAACCAAUACAGCAGCUAUCUCGAACAAAUCCGCUGCAUCUGCCGAAGCGCCAUCGAGCAGGGAAUGACGUCCCUUGAAACAUGCUGCAUGAGCACCCGAGCGACCCCAGACAAGAAGCAUCGAAACAAACAUGGAAAGAAGAAGGCUGCCCCUGUUAUCCCCGCUUUCAACCCCUCUGGAACAGGGAGUAAGCAGGUUGACGUUGAGAACGCUGCGAAUCUUGAGACAGUUGGGUUUCUUGUUAGUGGUAUGGAUUGCACCUCUUGCGCAGACAAGUUGCUGCGUAUCUUUGGUAGUAUGACUGGUGUUUCCAAUGCUCAAGUCAACUUUGUCAUGGGCAAGGGAGAGUUCGACGUUGAUACAUGCAUCACUAAUGCUGAAGAAGUUCUCAGCUUUGUAUCUGGGGCAAGUGGCUUCAUGCUUAGCAAGAUCAUCGGCGGGGAUUACUACCUUGAUGUUCUGGUUACGGCUGCACAGAGUAAGGAGCUUGUCGACCAUCCACCUUUGGGCGUGGCGGAUGUGCAGUCGCUUGACAAGAGGACAGUCCGCCUCUCGUAUGAACCGACUACCGUUGGAGCCCGAGACCUGUUGGAGUCGAUUAAAGACAAGUGUAAUGGCCUGGCUGAACCCCGUGGAGAUCCCCAACUCGAAAACAGUCGCCGUCGCCUCUGGGACCAACUCACAAAGACUCUGCUCGCCGCAGCACUCACCAUCCCCGUCGCAGUAGUCUCAUGGAGCGAGAACCUAGUCGACAAGAAGACGGAGGGGAUUGUCUCGCUGAUCCUCGGCACACUGGUUCAAUGCAUCGCCAUCCCCGAGUUCUACCGCCCUGCUAUUUCGGCUGUUUGGUACAGUCGAACUGUCGAGAUGGACAUGCUCGUCGUCAUCAGCAUCACCGCUGCCUACGUCUACUCUGUCGUUGCGUUUAGCUUCGAAAUGGCGGGUAAACCUCUUGACGAGGGUCAAUUCUUCGAGACCAGCACCAUGCUCAUCACGCUCAUUCUCGUCGGUCGCCUCAUCGCGGCCUUCGCUCGCGUCCAAGCUGUUUCAGCUGUAUCUCUUCGCUCCAAGCAGAAUAACAUCGCUGUGCUGGUACAGAAGGAAGGUGAUCGUGAGAUCGACGCUCGUCUUCUUCAGUAUGGUGAUUUCUUCAAGGUUCUGCCUCACUCGAGAGUUCCUACUGAUGGUGUUGUGCUAUCUGGCAAGACUGAGGUUGAUGAGUCUAUGCUUACAGGGGAGACACUUCCUAUUGUUAAGCAGAAGGGCAGUGACUUGAUUGCGGGCACUGUUAAUGGAGAUGGUACCGUCACUGUCCAGUUGACGCGCCUGCCUGGGAAGAACACGGUCACCGACAUUGCUCAGCUUGUGGAAGAGGCUGCCAAGUCGAGACCUGAGAUCCAAGACCUCGCUAACAAAGUCGCUGGCUGGUUCGUUCCAGCAAUGGCCACUGUGGCUAUUCUUGUCCUUGUCAUCUGGAUCGCCUGCGGUAUAGAGGUUCUCAACUACGAUGCUGGAAAGAGUGUUGGUAAUGCCAUCACCUACGCAGUAGCUACUCUUGCAGUCGCAUGCCCCUGCGCUCUUGGCCUUGCAGUUCCCAUGGUUCUCGUCGUCGCUGGCGGUAUCGCAGCUCGAGGUGGUGUCAUCAUCAAAUCUGCUGAUACCACUGAGGGAGCACGCAAGACUACUGAUGUUGUUUUUGACAAGACUGGUACAAUCACCGAGGCUGAGCUUGCUGUGACUGAGCAGGUCAACUUGAACGGAGAUAUGGCAGAUAACAUCUCUUUGACCAAGGCUCUUGUUUCUGGUGGCAAACAUCCCGUCUCGGCUGCCGUUGAGAAACAUCUACAAGGACAGUCCAUCAAGGCCAUGCCCGAAGUGGUCAAUGUUCAAGUCGUUCCAGGCGCUGGAGUUGAAGCAGAUUACCUAGAAUCAACUCUGAGAGCUGGAAAUGCUCGAUGGACUGGGGCCGAUAAGAUGAACCACGUGUCGCGCCUUCAGCAUGGUGGCCUCACUACUCUCGUCGUAACUCGCGAUUCCAUCCCUCUUAUCGUCUUCGGCCUCUCGGCUCAGAUCCGCGCUGAAGCAGUGCGAGUUAUUUCUGAGCUCAAGUCUCGCGACAUCAAUGUUCAUCUUGUUUCUGGAGAUCAGAUUAAGGCUGUUCAAGCUGUCGCGGCAUCUGUCGGUAUCCCUACCGAGAACGUCGUUGGCGAGCGUACUCCACCCGAGAAGAGAGACUACGUCGCUUCUUUGAUGGAACAGGGCAAGCGAGUUCUCUUUUGUGGUGAUGGCACAAACGAUGCUAUUGCCGUAGCUCAGGCCAACGUUGGCGCUCAAAUGGGAGGUGGUUUGACAAGCAGCGACGUUACCCAGGGUGCAGCAGAUGUCGUGCUUCUGAACGGUCUUGAAGGCAUUCCUUUUCUUCUUGAUAUCAGCAAAGUCUCGUUUCAACGCAUGUACUUCAACUUUGUCUGGUCUGCUGUCUACAACAUCCUCGCCAUCACAAUGGCUAGUGGUGCUUGGGUUGAGUUCAGAAUUCCGCCAAGGUAUGCUGGUUUGGGAGAGAUGGUCAGCGUGGUACCUGUUAUUCUCGCUGCUAACUCAAUGUUUUUUGCACGAUACUUCAAGCUAAAGGCAUGA
Molecule: messenger RNA, 3060 nt
Organism: Fusarium subglutinans
Lineage: Eukaryota; Fungi; Ascomycota; Sordariomycetes; Hypocreales; Nectriaceae
Product: Cu2+-exporting ATPase
Exons: 3
Coding region: 1-3060 (1019 amino acids)
Biological process (GO): monoatomic cation transport
Cellular component (GO): membrane
Molecular function (GO): ATPase-coupled monoatomic cation transmembrane transporter activity; metal ion binding; ATP hydrolysis activity
Source: RefSeq, a predicted model, not a curated record